ACUUAGGAAGUUGGGAAAGUUAAUGAUUUCUGAUAUGGACCUCAAAACUGCUUGGCUUUAACGGAAAAUGUUGCACAAAAUACCAUAUCAAAUAAUGCCAUAACCACCAGAGCAACAAGCCAGGGAAAUCAUCCAAGAUCAGAAAUCAUGACAGUGGCAGACAAUGAGUUGGAGAACAUGCACAAAUCAAUUAUGGAGAAGAAAGCUGAAACUCAGACUAUGGAAGACGAAACUGACCAGAAACUACCAGUCAAGACAAAGGCUUCAUGUUGCAAAGGGCUCAAGGCCUUCCUUGCUGCUCUGGCAUUUACCUACUUCAGUAAAGUAUUUUCAGGAGCCAUGAUGAAAAGUUCCUUCACACAACUGGAAAGAAGAUUUGGCAUUUCCUCUUCUACAGCUGGUUUCAUGGAUGGAGGCUUUGAAAUGGGGAAUUUGCUGGUGAUUGCAUUUGUGAGUUAUUUUGGAGCCAAAUUUCACCGGCCAAAGGUAAUUGCUCUUGGCUGUUUUGUCAUGUCUCUCGGGAGUGUUUUAACAGCAAUGCCUCACUUCUUCAUGGGAUAUUAUAGAUAUGACACAUCACCAAGGACACCAGACAAUUCAUCUUCCAGUGUCUCUCCCUGUUUAGCAAAUCAGACAACACUAGGAUUGCAAAGGAGGCCAGGAUCAGACUGUGAUGAGACAGUUACAUCUUAUGCAUGGAUUUUUGUUUUGCUGGGGAACCUACUACGUGGAAUCGGUGAAACACCAAUAACUCCGCUGGGCAUUUCUUACCUUGAUGAUUUCUCUAGGGAAGAAGAUACUCCUUUUUAUGUUGGAAUUUUACACACGAUAGCAAUGAUUGGCCCUAUGGCUGGCUUCCUUUUGGGAUCUGUGUUAGCCAGAAUUUAUGUGGAUGUCGGCUUUGUGGACCUGGGUACAAUCACUAUAACUCCAACUGACUCCCGUUGGGUUGGGGCAUGGUGGUUGGGAUUUUUAGCAGCUGCUGUCACCAACCUGCUUUCUGGCAUCCCUUUCUUGUUCUUGCCUAAAAGCCUGGAGAAAGAAGUUGGGAAUGCUCCUGGAACAAAAAAGCUGGAUUCUGUAAAAAUGAAAGAUCACAAUAAUGAAAGCCACAAACAGCUGUCUGAGACUCAAAAAGAAGUAGGGAACCCAAGUAACCUGAAAGGGUUCUUCAAGUCCCUGAAGAGAGUGUUGGGUAAUGGAAGGUAUUUCACUCUGUUGUGCAUAUCAUUGCUGCAGUUUAACAGCUUCAUUGGUUAUCUGACAUACAACACAAAAUACAUGGAGCAACAGUAUGGUCAGCCAGCAUCCAAGUCUAAUUUAGUAACAGGAGUUGCCAUUUUACCAGCUGUCUGCAUUGGUAUCUUUACUGGAGGGCUCAUCAUGAAAAAGUACAAACUAAAUGUUAUCGCUGCAACAAAAAUGGCAUUUACAACAUCAUUUCUGGCCUUCGCCAUUUCACUUUUCUACAUGACAGUGGGCUGUGACAACCGCACAGUAGCUGGAUUAACUGUGUCCUAUGAUGGGCAACCAAUUACUCGAGAUGCAAUUCUUUUAUCGUCACAAUGUAACUCUGACUGUCACUGUGCCACAAACCAGUGGAACCCUGUCUGUGGAGACAAUGGACUCACAUAUGUGUCAGCAUGUUUUGCUGGCUGUAAAGACAUAACGGGAUCCAGAAAAGAAACAGUUUUUCAUAAUUGUAGCUGCAUUGAAAGUAUGGAUUCUGUGGUGAUAAAUUCCUCCGCAGUUUUGGGAGAAUGUCCAAGGAGUGAUGACUGCUCAAGGAAAUUUAUUUAUUUCACAGCAAUAAAAGUAGCAAGUUCCUUUUUCUAUGCAUUGGGGGGGACUUCAUUUUUCAUGAUCAUGAUUAGAAAUAUAGAACCAGAACUAAAGUCACUGGCAGUUGGUCUCCAUAUGCUUGUGAUGAGAGCUUUGGGUGGAAUUCCAGCCCCUGCUUAUUUUGGUGCUGUAAUAGACAAGGCUUGCUUGAAGUGGGCAAACACUGGCUGUAGGCGCCAAGGUGCUUGCAGACUCUAUGACUCUACAGUGUACAGAUAUUCUUUCUUCGGCCUGGUAUUUGCCCUAAGAGCUCCAAGUUAUUUGCUGGGCUUGGUGUUCUUCUAUCUUGUAAAGAAACAUUUUGAAAGACAAAAUGCUGAUGCUGCUGAAAAUGGAAUGAAAGAAGGUGUAGCACUGAAUGGAGAAAUGAAGCCAAAUGACAGUGAACGUACUGCUAGUCCUCAUGAGGCAGACAUGGACACCUGCAUAUAGUAACUGCUUCCACUUUGACAAUGGUGCAAAGAUCACAGGGCCAUCUUGGUUAUAUAAGCAUAGUAAAGAUUAAAUUGGCAAAAAAGCAGUA
This is a messenger RNA of Sceloporus undulatus (fence lizard), 2365 nucleotides long. Its product is annotated as solute carrier organic anion transporter family member 1B1-like. NCBI's taxonomy places the organism in Eukaryota, Metazoa, Chordata, Lepidosauria, Squamata, Phrynosomatidae. Gene Ontology annotation, cellular component: membrane. The record is from RefSeq and is a predicted model, not a curated record. Gene Ontology annotation, biological process: transmembrane transport; sodium-independent organic anion transport. The transcript is spliced from 15 exons. Gene Ontology annotation, molecular function: protein binding. Bases 148 to 2274 code for a protein of 708 amino acids.